Molecule: messenger RNA, 513 nt
Organism: Leptosia nina
Lineage: Eukaryota; Metazoa; Arthropoda; Insecta; Lepidoptera; Pieridae
Source: the annotation of a GenBank genome assembly
AUGUCUAAAGCUAUAUUGAACACUCAUGAAGGUUGCCGAAAUAUUGAACGCGAUGCUGGCGAGCGACACAGCGCGAGGACAGCCCGACGAGCACUGGCAGCGCACGCUAUGCGCAAGCGCAGACCAGCUCUAAAAAUGGAGUCAACCAGUGGAGUUCGCUUACGACUCACGAGUACCAUCCAUUCCAAAUUUGUAUUUUCCCGAAAUAGCCCGGGCGGCGGACGCCCAUCGGAUCGGUUACUCCAACGUGCACCGACCUGCAGCUUACUGCGUGCAGGGUGCGCCGCGGAGCCUACGGAUGAGUUCACCAUAGGUUGUUAUGUAAGGAGGACUGUACACCGCGUGACGACCGUAUCGAAAAUAAACGUGCACACAAAAUCGACGCCGGCGACGGGCGCCACAUGUGCGCGCUCCCGUCAGCGUUCCAAGGAUCGCUCGCUGGAGGGGAGGCUAUUAUUAGUCGAACACCAUCUACCACUGUCACCUCCCGCAGGGCAGUUGAGCUAUACAUAG